UAGGUGGCAGUACAGCAUCCAGAGUGAUUAAUAACCGUAGAAGAAAAACGGCAGGGUCUUGCGAGAUAUAAAUAAAGUACAAUAAGUCGAGUAUCUGGUUAUUUAACUUCCUUACUGGUGUCUGCUUAUGAAUUUAUGCUAUGGACAUCCACUUGGGCAGAAUAGAUCCAGGUCGCUGACGCAGAUUGACUAGAGGUUCAUCUUUAGUCGCCAUGGCGGACGACCGUCGCCGCGGGGAGGAGGACGAACGCGGCCCCGGAGCUCCUCACCAGGUGUUUGUGCUCAUGGAGGCUUUGCUGGAGAAACUAAAAGUGUUGAACUACGAAGAGGAGCUCCUGUCCAAACACAACAUGAAGACUCUGUCCAGACAUUACUUUGUGUCCAGUCGGUACUUGGCGUCCAAUCCUGGCGAGCAGUUCUACAUGUUCACCAUCAUGGCGGCCUGGCUCAUCAACGCGUGUGGGAAGUCCUUCGCCAUACCUCAAGAAGAUGACGAGCCCACCGCCAUUGUGUCCAACAUCCUGGCAGAGCUGCGUUCUUUUUACAAAUGUGCUGACAGGUGUGUGUCUCAGCAGGAGCUGAAGGUGGACAUCCCGCCCUCUAAACUGAAGUCGGGUUCGGGCGAGCACGUCUGCUUUGUGUUGGACAGACUUGCUGAUGAGGCCCUCAGGAGGCGGGGCUUCUCCUUUAAAAGGCCAAAUUACCCGACUGAAAACGCAGAAGAAGAGUCGAUGAUGGAGGAUGACACAGAGCUGACUUUUAACAAAGUGGAAGAGAUUAUGGAGGAGCCUGAUGAAGACGAGGUCAACCUGGUGGACUUGGAGGCACUGACCCUUCAGAGCAGUCGCACUGAAGCAGCCGCGGCGCUGGCUAAACCCGACAACAUCCUGCAGUCCACAGUGGACGCGGCCGAGUGGAAUCUGGAAGUGGAACGAGUCCUGCCACUGCUUAAAGUCACCAUCAGGACCGACAACAAGGACUGGAGAAUCCAUGUGGACCAGAUGCACCAGCACCAGGAUGGGAUCCAGUCCUCACUCCAAGAGGCCAAGUGCUAUCUGGACAAAGUUCAGGUGGACAUCAGUAAGACACUGGAGAAGGUGUCCAGUCGAGAGAAGUACAUCAACAAGCAGCUGGAAGACGUCAUCAGCGAGUACCGUGAUGCUCAGGCCAAACUAAGUGAGGUCCGAGAGCGCUACCAGCUUGCCAGUGGGGGUGUGGCCCAGAGGACCCGGGUCCUGGCUGAGAUGAGUGAGGAGCUGGAGAAAGUGAAACAGGAGAUGGAGGAGAGAGGAAGCAGCAUGUCUGAUGGAGCGGCAGUGGUGAAGAUCAAGCAAAGCUUGAGCAAACUGAAGCAGGAGAUCGUGAGGAUGGACGUGCGGGUGGGCGUGGUGGAGCACAUGCUGCUGCAAGCCAAACUCAAGGAGAAGUCCAACAUGAACAUGGACAUGCACGCUGCCAAUAUGGCCGCUACGGCAGCGUUCAUCUGAGUCCACUUCAACUGCAAGUACUUUUUCAGAAACCUGCAGUGCAGUCAGUUUCAAGCAUCGAUGUUUACAUCACUGUGUGGUUAAUUUUGAUACACAACAUUUUUUAAAUGCAAAAACCCCAACUUUUCUUACCUAUUGGUACCUUUGUGUGUGUAUUUGGGAUCUGCAUAAGUCCCGAAAAUUUUAAAUCAAAGAGGGACAAGCGGUAGAAAAUGGAUGGAUGUAUGAACCAUGGAGGCAUGGCAGAUAUAUUUAUAAAACAAUUGUGCCUUCCUUCAUACUUCCUCCAAAUGAGCUGUUUGGAAUGUACCCAAUUUGUGACAUUUCCCCAUUGGUGGUGUCCGCGGAUAUCUCCAUAUAUGGUAGAGAUUUACCCAAAGGGCUUUGCACGAGUCCACUAUUAUAGUCCGACGUUGUUGUCAAUAAGUUCCUUAUUUUUCUGUUGCCAUUUCUAAUAAAAAGUAGCGUAUAGUUCUAACUUACAUAUGUCAGUAGACUCGAUGUGGAAGUGCUAAAAACUACAACAUGGCUGACAGGGAGAUGACACAGCUGAAGUGGAGCCACGUAAAUAAGACCCCCCCACAAAACGACACAUACCAAGGAGACCUCAGAAAGCGGCUUGAGAUGGUCUGUAAAACAUAAUCUUUGCAAAAUUUUGAACAAAGAUCCACCAUUACAUGUUUUGUAGACCACAAUAAAUGUAGAAAAACAAAUCAUUAUAUGACCCUUUAAACUACUUCAAUCAGGUAUUGGAACGUUUUGGAUCAAGACAAACUUUAGAGACCUGAGACAAAAAGACGAAGAAGACAUUAGCAUGUCCUUGUCUACUCAAGACCCACCAAGCUCUUGUGCAUUUCCUGUUGAGCUUUGUAGAUUUAUUUACCAAUGUGAUGGACUUGAACAAAAAUGUGGAUAAAAGAGACUCAAUUACAUACUGAUAUGGUUCUGUAAGCGGGUGGGUGUUUCCUGGUGUCACCUGCUUUAGUUCCAUGGGGAAGGGUGGCUUCUUCUGAAAUUUUGCUCGACUGCAUCCUUGGAAUUGGAUGAGACUGAGGACUGAUGUUGUCACUAGUUUACAUGCUGCGGUUGGAAAACAGAAGGCUUGCAUGCAUACAUUAAUCCAACUUUUUUUAUUGGCAUUUUCAUAUAGACAGAAAAAAGUGCAAGUCGAAACAGUACAACCCGGCUUGCCUGCAUACAUUGCAUACACUUUGAUCCAUGGAUCAUCAGAGCGAACGUUCGACGCUAAAGGAAUAUAUUAGUCAAAUAUUUAGAUAGAAUACACUUCAAAAACAACAAAAUAUACAUUUUUACCCCAUAUUUUUGCAUGCUGAGUAUUAGGGCUGUCUUUGACAAAGGAUUUUCAUAGUCGAAUCGAAUUGGUUAGAUUUUGCCUAUCGUCGACUGUCUGGCUGGUCACUAGGAUUUAUUAAUAUUACAUGAAUGUGCUUUAGCAUAUACAGUAUAUAUGUGAAUAUUACAUGUUCAAUAAAUAUGUUUAUAAAAGAAGUAUAGUUAUUCCUUAAAUGGGAACUGCACUUUUUUGGAAUUUUGCCUAUCAUCCACAAUCCUUAUAAAAAACAAAAAGACAAAAUAUAUAUAUAUUUUUUGCAUUCUAACUUGUAAUAAUUGGCUCGCUCUAGGUGGCUUGCAAUGCAGCUAAUGGGAGCAAUCCAUUUUGCCUGUAAAUCGAAGGGAGGAGAACCUUUUCUCCUACGCCGUUUUCUUUAAUCUAAUAAAGCUCACCAAGUUUUUGUCAUUUUUCAGAUUGACCGUCUUAGAUUUAUUUUACAGUGUGAUUCUCUGAAGAAGAAAGUGAGAACAUCCCCAGGACAGAGACCAUCUCAGCCACCAAACCAAGCAGUUUGGUCUGCUUCAAAGGGUCUUUCCAAGAGGACCUCCCUCAGAGCGUUCCGCUCAGAGUCUAGAAAGGAUGUCCUUCGCUUCUCCUCUGCCCAGUAUAUGAAGUACAGAGCAAGCUUUGAUCUACAGUGGUCCGAUUGGAUCUCCCCACCUCUGCUUGCUUCCGGUCAUCUGGCCCUGUCUUGUGGGGGUGAUGUAUCUCACUAUCCACACACUACGGGGCGGUAUAGCUCGGUUGGUAGAGUGGCCGUGCCAGCAACUUGAGGGUUGCAGGUUCGAUCCCCGCUUCCGCCAUCCUAGUCACUGCCGUUGUGUCCUUGGGCAAGACACUUUACCCACCUGCUCCCAGUGCCACCCACACUGGUUUAAAUGUAACUUAGAUAUUGGCUUUCACUAUGUAAAGCGCUUUGAGUCACUAGAGAAAAAGCGCUCUAUAAAUAUAAUUCACUUCACUAUAUUUUUACGUCCUGCAUCUCUAGAUCUUCUGAUCCACUGUGACUAUAGCAUAGGCACAAACUUCCUGAGAGCCAUGAGUUUAUGACUGUGACCCAAUGGUUACCAUGAGGCUAAUUAUAUUUCAAAAGAAAGAGUCUGACACAAAGAAAGGGAACUGAUGAGAGCUCUAAGGAGAACACUUAGAAAUUGAUAUUAAUCUUAUCAUUUGUGAUAUGUCAAUAUCUAUACUACAUUACGAUUAUGAUUCAUACACCCAUCAUCAUAGUACAUUUGUACUAUGAAGAUGGGUGUAUGAAUCAUAAACGGUAC
This is a messenger RNA of Entelurus aequoreus (snake pipefish), 4115 nucleotides long. It is a transcript of the gene ift57, whose product is annotated as intraflagellar transport 57 homolog (Chlamydomonas). Gene Ontology annotation, cellular component: intraciliary transport particle B; cilium; centrosome. The transcript has 12 exons. Lineage: Eukaryota; Metazoa; Chordata; Actinopteri; Syngnathiformes; Syngnathidae. Bases 213 to 1487 code for a protein of 424 amino acids. The record is from RefSeq and is a predicted model, not a curated record. Gene Ontology annotation, biological process: intraciliary transport; non-motile cilium assembly.